UGGUACCACUCAGAUGCCUCUGUCGCCUGCUCUGAGUGCCACACAACUAACUGUUUUGGCAACUGGAUGAUUUAAACUGAGGGAUCCACUUGCCAUGGCGUUUCAGGCAUGAAAUGUGGGGAGUCGAUAGUGUGUGCUGUGGGGAAGGAGGGGAGAACAAGGUGGUAUUUAGGACUUUUUCAGCGUGGGUUGUGACUGGGGGCUCUAUGGGGCCAAGCCUUGUGUGCACAUCACUGAUGUGUUGGUUGUUGGUUGUAGCUGUGUUGGUCUAAGGACAUAGGCAGACAAGGUUCUUUGGGUAGAUGUGAUAUCUUUUAUUCAACUAACUAAAUACUUGAGAAAAUAGUUUUUUGCAAGCUUUUAGGCACAAACACCCUUCUUCAGGCAUAGGGAGAGUGCUAACUUUUCAUGCCUCUGGCUCACCACAUUUGGGAAAGCUUCCUUGGGAGUGUGUAGAGAAUGGGGAGGAUGCCUGGUUUUGGGGGGACGGAGGGGGAAAGAAUUGCAAAGGCACACUUACACAUCAGACUGGAUGCCAUCCACCAGACUGGGUGCCAAGGCUGAACUUGGAAGUGCAUGAAAAGUAUAGCAGGGAUUUUAGCUAGUUGUUAAAUAAUCACCAGUAUGCUGUUAUAAACUAGAAGAGACCAGAUAGGCAUCUGAUUUCCUCCUAGGUUAUUUCUGAGGCCAAUGCUUGCGUUUGUAUUUACUUAAUGUGUUGUUUGCUCUGUCAGUGUGGGUAUAUAACAGAUACGGAAUGCCUACUUGAAUAAAGAUUGGCACUAAACCUCUUUAUUUAACCCUUCAAUCAUAAAAGACUUCCGAAUCUACAUAAGCCAAGUACCAGUCAAAGGAGGAAGUGUUGAUUUUUCCCGUUGAGGAUCCAGAUGUGUUUAUGUUUGAGGGGGAUAUAUUUUUCAUACCCUUCCCUGGAAAGUGCCUUUGUGUGUAAUUUUAUUUCCGUUAUAUUCCAAAUGGAAUUUUAAACGCUGCUCAGUCUGAACUACCCCUCCAUGCGUUGAUCUCUUGACACUGUUCAAUUUUGUUAUGUUAGAUGAAAAACCAAAAUGGGCUGUGGGGCAGAAUGUAUAUUACGGUCCAUUGCUUUAAAAACGGUCAGUCUUGUUGUAUGUUUUAUCAGUUUUAAAAUUAAGCAGGUCUGUACAGUAGCGUAUGUCUUUGUAACAUGCUAAAUCCUAAACACACCCUGAAAGAUGAUUAUUGUUAUUUCCUGAAUAACCUCUGACAUGUCAUUAGCAAAGCACAAUAUACUAAAAUACUUUGCUUAAUAGUUUUAUGAUCCUCUUUUUCGCCUAAAAAUUAUAUGGUUAGAAAUGGCUAAGAGUGCAAACACCAUGUUGCACUUGACAGCAGUGAAAAAAAAUGCAACUGUUCUUUUGUGCUCAUCUUUUGUAUGUAAUCUCAGUGAGUGCUCACUGUUAGAGGGGUGAGAAGAAGAGUAGUGAUGAAAAAAAAAGCCUUUUUUCUUGGGCCUCAUAAAUUUGUUUAAGGAAGUUUUAAAGCACCGUGCAUCUGUUUGACAAUGUCUUCAAACAACUUCAUAUUAAAGAAGAGACUAAUCAAACACCUGAGGUCCACAGUGUUGAUGAGGAGAUCCUUGGGUUCAGAAGUUGGCUGGAACACGAUGCCCUCCCCCAUACUUGGCUCUGGAAAGUUGUAAGUUGCUCAUGUCUAUAAGGAGGAAGGAUGGCUCAUGGAAUUCCUUCACAAGGCAAAGUUACCAUAACAGUGGAUGAAUACAGUUCAAAUCCAACCCAAGCAUUUACACACUACAACAUUAACCAGAGCAGGUUCCAGCCUCCACAUGUACACAUGGUCGACCCUAUCCCAUAUGACACUCCAAAACCAGCGGGCCACACGCGAUUUGUCUGCAUCUCAGACACACACUCCAGAACAGAUGGCAUCCAGAUGCCUUAUGGGGACAUCCUUCUCCACACAGGCGAUUUCACCGAGCUGGGACUGCCCUCAGAGGUUAAGAAGUUUAAUGACUGGUUAGGAAACCUGCCAUAUGAAUAUAAAAUAGUGAUUGCUGGGAAUCAUGAACUGACAUUUGAUAAGGAAUUCAUGGCAGACCUCGUUAAACAGGAUUACUACCGCUUUCCCUCUGUGUCCAAAUUGAAACCAGAGGACUUUGACAAUGUUCAGUCACUCCUAACAAAUAGUAUUUACUUGCAAGACUCAGAGGUAACAGUUAAAGGAUUCCGAAUAUACGGUGCUCCUUGGACACCAUGGUUUAAUGGAUGGGGAUUUAACCUACCCAGAGGUCAGUCUUUGCUAGACAAGUGGAACCUUAUACCUGAGGGCAUUGAUAUACUAAUGACUCAUGGACCUCCCCUUGGUUUUCGAGACUGGGUUCCAAAGGAACUGCAGAGAGUUGGCUGUGUGGAACUGUUAAACACAGUGCAGCGGCGAGUACGGCCCAAGCUCCAUGUCUUUGGUGGAAUUCAUGAAGGUUAUGGCAUUAUGACGGACGGUUACACAACGUAUAUCAAUGCCUCAACGUGUACAGUCAGCUUUCAACCAACCAAUCCUCCAAUUAUAUUUGACCUUCCGACCCCUCAAGGAUCAUGAAGCACUACUGCACACCUGGAACUGGGGAAGGUCUAUAAACUGCCAUUUUCUAAUUAUAAAACUUACAUUCUCUUACAUGUUUAUUUCCAAAUUACGUGGGGGUUUUUGUAAAUUGCUGGUACAAAAAAAGAAAAAGAUAGAGGUUGUGCUUUUUGGAAAUGCAGCAUCCAUUUUAAAUUGAUCAAGCAUUGUGAAUUUGUAAAAUGACCUUUUUUGUUGUUUUGGGGUUUUUUUAGUAAACUUGCCAUUGUAAAUUGUAAUAGUGUUCUCAAAAGGACAGCCAAGCUUUCUUUUAAUAAGUAAGAGACCUUAUUUUAAUAUUAUAUUAUAAGCUAAAAAGGAAGCAUUUUAAAAACACCCAAAUUUGCACAACUUAUGUUAUUGUUUGAAUUUGUUUUAUAAUGUAAUUUUUUUCUAGUCCUAAACAUAUGCUUCUUCUCUCUCUCCCCCACAUUUAUAGCACACCUUUUUUAGUAAUGUAAACAUGAUGAGGGGAUCUAUUUUGCCCCUUGGUGUGUGUGCAUGUACUGUAACUCCCUCCUAUUAACAGUAAUGUGCAACAAGGGGAGAAUAGACUUCAUACUUGUUUGUCUGCCUACUUUAUAUCCUAAAGACUGAUAAUAGAUAGCUGCAGCCCGUAUGUAAGUAUCUACCUUUUUAUUGUUUUGUUUGUUUUUUUAAAUUAUUUUAGCUUUAAAAAUAUGGGAAUGAAAGCUGCAAAGAGCAGGUGUUUCAUGCAGUAAAAAAAUGUAAAUGCGGACUCCUUUUAAAUAUGAAUUUAUAUAUAUAUGUAUUUUUUGUGCAUUAUAACUAAGCUAGGAAUUUAAUAUUGCCAGUAUAGCAUCUGCAAAAUUAUACUGUACAGAACAUCUAAAUUAUGAAGGAUGUGACACAUUUUCCAAGUGCUCAAGGCCUUCAAGAGCUUGAGUUAAAUCUUUGUGCAGUUUCAGGCAUGUAUAGAAUCAAAUGGAUACAAUCAAGCCUCACUAAAAUAAGGCUUAGUUGUCCUUUAUAUUUAAAUAUUCUUGAAUUGUCUUUCAAAUUUUCUUUUUUUUUUCUUAUUUUGCACUGUGUGUAAAUGCAAUCUUGCUAGCACAAAAUAUUGUUGCAGAUAGUUAUUUCUGUUCUACCACUGUAAAUGCUAUUGAGCUUUGUUCUGUUUUAUGUUACCUUGUUAAUGGAAUUUAGAAAAGCAGUUGUUUCUUUAAAUUUAUUGUGAUAUAAUAUCUAGCAGCCUUUAUAUGCAAAUAAAAUUGCAAGAUUUUUAAAAUG
Alligator mississippiensis (American alligator) is the source of this 3864-nucleotide messenger RNA. RefSeq names its product metallophosphoesterase domain containing 2 (gene MPPED2). Lineage: Eukaryota; Metazoa; Chordata; Crocodylia; Alligatoridae. Bases 1708 to 2592 code for a protein of 294 amino acids. The record is from RefSeq and is a predicted model, not a curated record. The transcript has 7 exons. Gene Ontology annotation, molecular function: hydrolase activity.